Messenger RNA from Nerophis lumbriciformis (worm pipefish), 792 nucleotides. NCBI's taxonomy places the organism in Eukaryota, Metazoa, Chordata, Actinopteri, Syngnathiformes, Syngnathidae. The record is from RefSeq and is a predicted model, not a curated record.
AUGGCCUGGGAUGCUCACAGGCACCUGGUCUCCUUCUUCGCCAGACGAUUCCUGAAGUUCCAACGGAAGACUGAACUCCUGGCCUACUUGUUCCUUUGUGUGUCCAAGAUGCCCUUCAUUCCCCCUGUGUCAUUGACAGGGUCGGGCAGCAAGAUGGAAAAGGCAGGGCCCUCCAAAGAUGGCACAUCAGUGAAGGAGCGCCUGGCGUCCAACCUCAAGCAGCUGGGCAAGAAGAGUCCACCACGGAGCCACCUGCCCACUGCUGCCAGAGGGCUACCAGAGACCAGGAAAAAGGGACCCUUGCCCAGGAGGCCUCCAGAGAGUCUACCGGCCUCCAGCUCCGGGGAGUCCUUGUCCAAAACACGCCAGACCCGUCCAGUGACAGCCCGAAUCAAAGCCCGCCCAGAGGAAACGCGGUUCACUCUGACCCUGACCCCCGAGGCUGUCCUGCUGCUCCAGAGGCGCAACAACAAUAACAACAAUAUUUCUGGAAGCUUCCCGGAUUCCAGACGAGCCAGGAGGGGUCAGUACCCGGCCCCCUCCCCGUCCCUACGGCCUCACUGCCGGGCAGGGGCCCCCGCCAGGACUCGCUGUGACGUGAGCUCCAUGGUAAAGGUGUCCCUGCUGAACGAGCGGCACCGCUACGAUGAUGUAGAGUAUGAGGAUGAUGGAGAACGAGGCACUGGGGUGGAUGAACGUGUGGUUCUCAAGUGCACCGAGUGGCUUCGGGGACUGGACAACACCCCUGUUACGGUGGCACACAGGAAGACCACUAGCGUGAAGAGCUUCUGA